Patella vulgata (common limpet) is the source of this 5129-nucleotide messenger RNA. RefSeq names its product toll-like receptor 4. Lineage: Eukaryota; Metazoa; Mollusca; Gastropoda; Patellidae. The record is from RefSeq and is a predicted model, not a curated record. Gene Ontology annotation, cellular component: membrane. The coding region runs from base 44 to 2530 and encodes 828 amino acids. The transcript has a single exon. Gene Ontology annotation, biological process: toll-like receptor signaling pathway; inflammatory response; immune response. Gene Ontology annotation, molecular function: transmembrane signaling receptor activity; protein binding.
GGUUGAAGGAAUCUCUUUCCAAAAUUGGGUUUUCAUCCUCAUUAUGCUUGAAACAACACAUAGUGAACACAUAGAUUGUCAGCAAAGAGCAGACUUGCAGUAUAAUGGAACAGCAGUUGAUUGUUCACACACAGGUAUCUUAAGAGUUCCCGACAAACUUCCUGUAAACACCACAACUCUAGAUUUAACGUUUAAUAAUAUAACAAUUCUAUACAACAAUGAUUUCUUACAUCUUGUCAAUCUACGAUAUCUUGAUGUUAGUUUUAAUCCUAUUCGCACAGUACAGUCAUCAUCAUUUAACGGAUUAUCUUUAUUGCUGAUACUGGAAUUUAAUGGACAUAUGUUGGAUUAUAGUGAAGCUUCCAUGCCAGAUGACGUUUUUAAACCCCUUCAAUCACUUACCAACCUAAGUAUGAGAUCAGAUGUUUCACGGUUUCCUCUAAGACAAUUUAAUUUACCUGACUGGGUUUUUGGAUCACUCACAAAUUUAAGACAUUUAAAUAUUGACACCGGCUCUAAAACCGUAUUCAAUUCUGGUUUUUCAGAUUUGACAGAACUCAGGUAUUUGGUUAUCGGUGAUACGGCAGUUCACGGAACUUCAUUUGCGUGUGGACUUGGAACCAUAACUAACGAAACCUUUAAAGGUCUCUUGAAAACACAGAUAACAUAUCUACAAUUAAAUAGUUGCAAUUUGCAAAUAUUCCACCAUAAUUCGCUUCGAUAUUUGACUAAUUUAACAGAUUUAAUUAUGCAGGGCACAUCAUUAGGGAAAGGAAGUCUGCAGGAUGUUUUCCAGGCAUUGAGUGUGUACCAAGAUAAAAAAAUGUCAGUUGUUUCCAUUACCGAUUUUGAAUCUUAUAGCAAUGAUGUCGGAACAGCGGCUUCAAUUUCUGUUAAAACCGUAUAUCGUAUAUGUGUUAGUUAUAUUGAUUUAAGUUCAAAUUCUAUAAUAUAUAUAGAUUUUAAGGGAGUACCCCCGUUAAAUUGUCCCCUAAUGAAAUGCGUGAAAUCUCUCAACCUAAGGCAUAACAAAAUUAGCCUUGGUAGUCUACCUAAAGUGUGGUUUCUUUUUCUUCUACUUUUUUCAAACUUAGAAACGAUUGACGUAUCUCUACAGAGGAAAUAUUCUGUUGAUGAAGCUACACGUACAUGGGAAGAAGGUGGGGGCCAUAUACAUCUUCCCAUUCCGAUACCGAUGAUAGUUCCCCAAAAAAUCAAAUCAAUAAAUGCUGCUGGAUCUCCGAAAUUCGGACCCUUGUUGGAUAUUUAUUUUUUGAAUGGAAAAGAAAUGCAGUUACUAAAUCUCUCAUACUCUGGCCUCUCCGAUUUUAAUCAUACAAUUAUAGGCCUGGAUAAUCUAGAAAUUUUGGAUUUCAGUCACAAUGACAUGAGCAUCACCAGUGAAAAGUUUUUUGAUACAUUUCCAAAUUUGAAACAAUUACGUUUAAGCUGCGUACAAUUUGAUAUUAACUUUAUAUCACAACAUGGUAAAAGGCUGUUUAGUCCUUUAAAAAAUCUCGAAAACCUUGAUUUAUCAGACAAUGGCCUGUCGUUUUUGCCAAAUGAUAUAUUCAGCACGCUUGUAACAUUACAAGUUAUUAAUCUGGCUUUUAAUACUUUGAUAACAAUACCAGAUUUAACAUCUCUAAGUAAACUGAACUUUAUAGAUCUGAGUCACAACUCAUUUACAACAAUCGAAAAUAAAUACAGACUGAUGUUGGAUAAAACUGCAGAAAAUAAUCAAAAGUUCCAUUUGUCACUUUGGGGAAACACCUUCUCUUGUAUUUGUGAGUCGACUGGGUUUUUAAUUUGGUUACAAGAAACCAGUGUUGAGUUAGAUGGUGGUAAUUAUUCGUGCAUGGACGUUACUGGGCAGAUGACCUACACUAAAAAAGUUAAAACCCAUUGGAUAGCCUUUCAGAGAUACUGUGUUUCAGGACUUUGGUUAAAUAUGGCGAUGGGUGGGGCAAGUGUGGUUGUUGUUACUCUGAUAAUAGCUUUUGUUUUCAUCAAAAAUAAGAUGAAACUAAAAAUGAUUCUUUUAAGAAUGAUAGGACAAAAUAUGUAUCCCAAGAAGCGGAAUGAAUUUCUGUACGACGCCUAUGUAAUCUACACUGAUUCUAUCUAUAGUUGGGUUUGUAAUAAACUAAGAACUGAACUAGAAACCAAUCGUAAAAUAAAAUUAAACCUACGAGAUAGAGAUCAUUUACCGGGCGGUUCUCACGCAGAUGAUAUAUUAGAAGCUGUUAGAGACAGUUGGAAAAUAGUUUUAAUUUUAACUGAAGAUUUCCUGAAAAGUGAUCUGGCUUAUUUUACAAUGUGUAACUGUUUAUCAGCCAUAACACUAACAACACCACAACGAUUAAUCAUUGUAAUCGAUCAUCAGUUAAGAAUACCUGCUAAUGUCGAUUUCUUAAUAGAAGCUGUUUCACAAAGAAAUAUUAUUACUGCUGACAUUAAAACGGCAAAUACAUGUUUUAAUUACCCCAGGUUGGCCGAUAUAAUCCUGCAUGAAGAAAGGACACAAUAAUUAUUUUGUAACCCAGGACAGCCUUAAUGCCCCUUUUAAUGCCCUGUUUAAUAAAUGUUAAUUCGUAUAAAUUUUGAUCUAUCCGUAUUUAAUAAACAUUUAUGUUUAAAGUAGCUAAGUCUAGAACUCAAUAUCAUCCAAAACCUUCGACAAUGAAAAUACAAAUUAUUUGUCAAUUUUAAUCAACAUUGGUGUUGUGAUCUUACCGGAAAAAGAUGGGCUUCUGAUAUCCAAUAUUUAAGACAAAAUAAACAUUUCAGCGCGAUUUGUAACAAGCGACUCGAAGAACGAGGUUAGACAUAUUCCACAAGUCAUGUCAAACGGUGACCCCAUAUUCUUAUCCGGAGAACAUGCGCAAUAAAUACUAUCGGUGUAGACUGGAAUAACCAGACGCUAGAGAUUGCCAUUGGAUUGAGACUUCUGGCGUAUUUCUCCGAACAUAACUGCUUUGAAAUUUUAGUAAAAACGUAAACGAUUGAAUGUAAAUCAGUUUAUAAACAUUCAUAUAACAUUAUUAUAUACGUUGCGACCUAUCUGUGUCAAUUUGUAGGUCCCAAAUAUUAGUGAUUUAGCUCCUUUAAUGUCAUUUACUACAGCUAUAUGAAGAGUUAAUGUUAUAAUAAAGAUAAACUAGUUAAGAGCUAAAUAUGCCUAUUUCAAGUCUUUCUAUAGGCUACAAAUGUUAUAGAAAUUAUUGAUUAGACAUUUAUUUACAUAACAACCUCAAAAUCAAGUCUCUAGACCUUCGGCUGGGUUGGAUACAGUUUGGGUUUAAACACUGUAUUAAAGAUACACUAGUUAAAAAACAAUAUUGGUGUCAGUUAUUAUCAGAUAUGUGGUAGAACUCGUUAAACACGUUCCAAAUAUAAUUUUAACACAGAGAUCAUUGCUACGAUAGAUGCGUAAUGGAGGUUUCUACAAAAGGAAGUGACGAGUUAUUUGUCUAUAUAACUGACUGAAGUGACGAGUAAUAACAGAUACACGGGCAAAAUAAAAUUGAAAUAAAACUGAACCAUGUGUUAGUCCUGAAAUGACCUAGUAUGUAGACGUUAAACCCCAUUCCUCUCUCUCUUUCUCUCUCCUUUGUAUUUUCGAGAUUGUCCUUGAUUUGAUAACGGAUGAAUUUACGUGUCAAUGGUAUAAUUAAAUUAUUUAUUUCGAGAUUUAAAGAUAAUUGUCGAUGGAUUUCCGCUAAAGAGCUUCGACAGUAAUGUGUCAUGACUUUCGUGUGCUUCGUCAUUAAAAUGUUUCCUGUUUGGUCAGGGAGUAAUAUUAUUUUGAAAAGAUAGGGUAUGAUUAUAGAAAAGUGUUGAAUUUAUAGACAUAUUUUCCUGUCGACACAAUUUUCUUCUUCAAUCUUUCCUAUCAGUGAAGAACUGAUUAUACGUUUCUUUAAAGCGAGAAUUUCAAAUUUUCUAAGAAAGUCAAAACAUAAUUAUUUCUAUGUCUUUUGCUCAAUAGGUUAUCAACUCGCUAUUAUACGAUCAUGGGCAUUAUUUCCCACCCUUAAAAAUCUAUGACACAGGGAAUAACACAAUUACCUCCUCUGUUUCGCUAUUGACAACAUGGGGCAGCCAUUUUCCAACGUUGGAAUUUGAAGUUAAAAAUGAUAUUUUUGCCAAUUUCUCAGCUGGCAAUAGCGAAUUAUAGGAUUAAUAGGUUUAUUCUUUAACAGGGUAGGACUGUUUAUGGAUACCAUCUAUUUUAAGGCUUUAUUUUAAUACAUUUUAAAAAUAUAACUUGAAAAUUUGAAAUUGCACCUUUAAUUCUUUAUUGUUAGUAUUGCGAAUGUUUUAAAGACCUAGAAGAACACUCAAAUGAUCAGAUAUAUUCUUGUUCGCAACAUGCAAAUUUUCGAUAAUGCUAUCAGAAGACGCUCUAAUUGUGUAUCAAGUGUGUGUGCGGGGGGGGGGGGGGGCGGGGCGGUUUAGAAAAAAUUUACUCAUAAUAUUGUUCGACUGUUGUAAGUUUAAAUCGCUCAUCUAAAACGAUAUCUUAUCUUAAGAUACAUGCAAUUGGGUGUUUGCCUCAUCUAUGCCGAUAGAGGGAGCCACGGUGGCUAAGUGGGUAAGAAGCUGACUCGCUAGUCUGGAGGUCGGGUGUUCGAUCCCUACAUUGAACGUAGUUCAUCGAGAUUUUCCGGGCUGGUCUUACCCACUUAGCCACCGUGACCCUUUUAUUUUUUAAAGCCAUAUAGUUAUAACAAUAGUUUUUGUCAUGCACUGUCCCUCGCUUGAAAAUUUAUUUUUGCCUUGAUAUGAUGUUUCAAAGAAAUAACAAUUCAUACAGAAUAAUCUAUUAUAUAGUGAGAUUUCGUUUCUUUAUGGCAGAAAAAUAAGGGGUUUUUUUUUAAUGUUUAUACAAAUGUUUUUGUUUAUAUAGUCAUAAUGUAAUAGGUAAUGGUAAUUAAUUACUGCAAUGUAUAAUGGGUAAUGACAAUUAAUUACAUUGCUAAAAAUGAGAAUGUAAUUGUAAUGAAUGCAAAUAAUUUGUUUUUCUAACUUGUAUUUGUAUAUAAACCGUCUGUUUAUUAUUUUCAUCAUCAUUUGCUUGAAAACGUUGAGAGAACCCCCAAUAAAAUGUCGCUUUAAUUAAAAUA